GUCGGCGCCGCUAACGGUAACAGGCGGCCGUGGGGGGGCGGGCGGCGGUUUCCCUCGGGCGGUUGUUGGUGAGGCGGCCGCUUGCACAGCUGAUAAACAAGUUCACAGGAAGUCGCUGUGUAUUUCAGAAACACAAAAACUCUUAGAGCCUGUUUUUUCCUAAUACUGGCAGACCCCGUUUUACAGCUCGGUCACAAUGAGGCGAAGCUCAACCACUACUGGGAGUAGUGGUCGGCAAUCUACGAUGGUACUGAGAGUGCAGGACAACAACAAGAUGGGUCUUCAAACGCCUCAAAUGAAGGACAGAGGAACGUUUGGAAAACUGAGCAUGAGCAAAACUACGUCUGCAACUUCAGAAAGAAAAGUCAGCUUUUUUGGGAAGAGAACUAGUGGGGCUGGAGGUCCACGCAACAGUCAGUAUGGCAUGUUUGGUACAGAAAAGAUCAAGGAUCCCAGGCCCCUUCAUGACAAGGCGUUCAUUCAACAAUGUAUCAAACAGCUUUGUGAGUUUCUUGUUGAGAAUGGUUACGCCCAUAAUGUCACCGUGAAAUCACUACAGUCUCCAUCUGUAAAAGAUUUUGUAAAAAUCUUCACUUUUAUCUAUGGAUUUCUCUGCCCUUCUUAUGAACUGCCUGACUCAAAAUUUGAAGAGGAAAUUCCACGAGUUUUUAAAGAGCUUGGGUACCCUUUUCCUUUGUCAAAAAGCUCCAUGUACACGGUGGGAGCACCACACACCUGGCCUCAGAUUGUGGCAGCUUUGAUUUGGUUAACUGAUUGUUUCAAGUUGUACACUGCCAUGAGGGAAAAUCCGUCUUCUUUUGAUGAUGGGCAGAACUGGGGAGGAGAAACAGAUGAUGGAAUUGUACAUAACAAGCUUUUCAUGGACUACAUUGUAAAGUGCUACGAGCACUUCAUGAAAGGGGGAGAUACUUAUGAAGAAUUGGAUGCAGAAGUGCAGUCAAAAUUAAAGGAUUUAUUUAAUGUAGAUGAAUUCAAAAUAGAAGGCUUGGCAGCAGAAAACAAAAGACUUCAUGAAGAAAUUGCAAGACUAGAAAAAGAAAGGGAAAGUGAGCCGGAUCGUUUAGUAUCGCUACGAAAGCUGAGAUCUUCUUUUCAAGCAGAUGUUCAGAAAUACCAGGCUUAUUUGGCUAAUCUGGAAUCUCACACAACCAUCCUUGAUCAGAAAAUGAAAGGUGUUAAUGAAGAAGUCGAGGCAGCAGAAAUGGAAGUAGAAGCAAUGAAGCAGGAGAAUGCCCGGCUCCAGCACAUCUUUGAUAACCAAAAGUACUCAGUUGCGGAUAUCGAGAGAAUAAAUCAUGAGAGAAAUGAGUUGCAGCAAACCAUUAAUAAGCUAACUAAGGAACUUGAAGCAGAAGAACACCAGCUGUGGAAUGAAGAGCUAAAAUAUGCUAGAAAUAAAGAGGCGAUUGAAACACAGCUGGCAGAGUAUCAUAAACUGGCUCGAAAGCUGAAAUUAAUUCCAAUAAGUGCUGAGAAUUCUAAAGGUCACGACUUUGAGAUUCACUUUAAUCCUGAGGCAGGACCAAAUUGCCUAGUCAAAUACAGAACUCAGAUUAAGGCUCCUCUUAUGGAGAUUGUAAACCAAACUGAGGAAGAAAUUAGGAAAGCUACUCAACGGAAAAUGAGUCUGGAGGAUACUUUGGAACAGGUGAAUGCAAUGGUAGCAGAGAAGAAAAGCAGUGUGAAGACACUGAAAGAAGAAGCAGAAAAGCUGGAUGAUCUUUACCAUCAGAAACUUAAGGAGGCAGAAGAAGAGGAGCAAAAAUGUGCAAAUGAGCUGGAAUUGCUAGAGAAGCAUAAACAGUUACUUGAGAGUGGUGUCAAUGAGGGUCUCAGUGAAGCCACAAAUGAACUGCAUGAUAUACAGAGACAAUACCAAAUUGUUAUGCAAACAACAACAGAAGAGAGCAGGAAAGCAGGUGAUAACUUGAAUCGUCUCUUAGAAGUGAUUACUACUCAUGUAGUAUCUAUAGAGAAAUAUCUUGAUGAACAGAAUGCCAAAAUUGACAGAGACUAUGAAGAAUUCAUGUCUGAAGAUCUACUGUCAACCUUGUCCGGAAUUCUAGACAGUUAUAAAAAGAAGGCUGAAAGCGUGUAAUUACCAGAAAGCUGAAGAUGAAAAUUUUGUGCUUCUGAAGCUCUGUUGUGGUGUCUCCUAAAAGGAUGGUUACUUCCUGCAUUUAGCAGCUAACUUGGUUUUAAUGAAAUGAUAAUGAACUUCCUUUGUCUAAUCGACACAAAUAUAGUAAAGGAUUAAAAUAUUUGUAACUUAAAAAAACAAAAGCUUUGCUUACUCUUCCUGCUGCCAAAAUAUUUCUACAAAAUUACAAUGUCUGUGACAAGACAACCGUGGAACAACUUAAUUUCUUUUAUUCUUUAUAAAUAAAUAUCUGUGCUCUUCCAGGAACAUUCUGAAAGAUGAGUAAUGUCAGCCUGUUAACAGUGGACUUAAGAGAUGGGACCAUAAUUGUCAGUACAGAUGCAGUGGGGACUGACAAAAAUAACUGCUGGUUUUUGUACACUUAAAAGAUUACUGAGAAAAGGGUUGUGCUUUCCUUCUUGGAGUAUAGUUUGUGCGCAUGUUAAUAUUUAGAUGUAUUUAACACAAGUUCAUGACAGUGCAUGUCAUUCCAUAGGCCUUCAGUUUAUCAGCAAGACCAAAUGUAAAUGUCUUCCAGUGUCUUGCUUGUUAUCUAUGAAACUGCCCAGAGAUCCCUCCUAAGUGUGUACAGUUUUUAUUAUUUUUUAGCAAAGUCUCUUUAAAAAGAUCAGUAGUAGUUAUGCAGUAGUUUUGUAAAUAGUUUAGAAAAUGAAAGAUAGUUUAGAAACAAAGUUCUGCCUCUAAAUGCUUAUAGUACCAGAUGAAAACUUACUGUACUUCUUAAGUAUGUGUAUUAGAAUGAGCUUUAAGUAGGACACUGUGAAUUCUGACAAUAUAAAUAAUUAGAUGAAGGUUUAACUGGUCUUGUGUGCAUUGAAAUGGUGUAAAACGUCUGCAUUCUUCUGCUAGAUCAGUAAAGCAGACCAUACUGGGUUUUUCUUCCUUAGGAAAGUAGCAGUAAAGUUGGCAUAUGGGGAGCUCCAGUUCAAAUACAUUAAGAAAAUGUAUCCCCAACUCUUGAACAUGUAUUUGUCUUUCUUGUUCCAUGCCAUGUUGUAAGCAGAGGUGCUAUCUGCUUGUCUACUCUUUUCUAUACCUUUAUAUUCCCUGGAAAAAAAAAUAGCCUUGGAGUUUAAUUUUGAAUACAGUUCAGUGAUAAAUGUCACUGAUUCAAGCAUACAACAAAGAAACUCCACGGUCUGUUCAAAAAUGUUUAGUAGCUGAUAGAUAAUUAAAGUUACUCCUUGAUUCUUUAAUCAGACAAAGAUUUGAAUGAAACACAGAUCCCUUGGAUACAAAUCAAAAUUUAAGUUUAAACUCUCUCUACACAAACUGCAAAUAAAACCAAACUGUGUUUAAUUUUGGGCACUUUUUGCAGAGCAUUCACGAAACUCUGUUGUCCUUGUUGAAGUAUGUGAAUUUUUUGGCUCUGCUCUGAGUAUUUCUUUUUUUUUUUUUUUCAGAUACUAUAAUAAUGGUGGUAUUUAAAUUUCUUUCUAGUCCUUUGUUAUACACCAGAAGCUUAUUUUCACAACUGUAAAAGCUUGUUGACAAGCAGGUAGCAUUCCUGCUUUUCUUCUGUUGUCUUCUCUCAUCUUACCUUUAGUAACUCUUAAUUUUUUUCCUACAACAGCCUAUUCCUCACCAAAUCUCAAUUACUUCUUAGAAUCCCUUUUUUGUGAUCUUUCUAAUGUAUUUGUUAUCUAAAGCAAUAUUCUCCUAAUUAAGCAAAGCUAUGGAAAAUACAAAACAAUCAUGUUCCUUUAAAGUAAUCGCUUAUUUAGGGACUACAGUCUUCCUUGGCUUCCCCAUACUUGUUUGUCCAUACUUCUGUACCUGACUGUUCCUGUGUCCAUUAGUAUCUGCAGCCUCUUUGCAUGCGGAGUAGUCAGUUGAUUUAGUAAAAAUAAUUUCAAAGGACUAAUGCUAACCCAGUGGUAAUGGGUUAAAGAAUCAAGGUCAGAAUGACCUUCCUUUGUAUUCUGGAUUGUGGCUUUUAAAUAGAAUAUAAUCACUGCUUGGAUUGUUGUUUUUUGUUGUUGUUUGGUUGGAUUUUUUCCAACCAGAAUGUGAAGUCUUAAUCAAAAUGUACCACUGGCACCUGCAUAUUUCAGUAGUAUGAGUAGUUUGUAAUUCUGGGGGGCUUUUGUAGGGGUACAGUUCCCCCAUCUAUUACUGAAGUAUCUUUUGUAUAGCUUACUUAAUAUGUCUUAAGUUGAUGGAUUUUUAAACUCAAUAAAGUUACUUAGACCUGUUUCUUUGAAUCAUGGAGUUUUCAUGGACAGAAACAUGAUGUGAAAAACAAUCAAUUUGUAUCCA
This is a messenger RNA of Numida meleagris (helmeted guineafowl), 4441 nucleotides long. It is a transcript of the gene NDC80, whose product is annotated as NDC80, kinetochore complex component. The transcript has 17 exons. The record is from RefSeq and is a predicted model, not a curated record. Lineage: Eukaryota; Metazoa; Chordata; Aves; Galliformes; Numididae. Gene Ontology annotation, cellular component: Ndc80 complex. Gene Ontology annotation, biological process: attachment of mitotic spindle microtubules to kinetochore. Bases 197 to 2119 code for a protein of 640 amino acids.